Schistosoma haematobium is the source of this 3375-nucleotide messenger RNA. RefSeq lists its product as uncharacterized. The transcript is spliced from 2 exons. Lineage: Eukaryota; Metazoa; Platyhelminthes; Trematoda; Strigeidida; Schistosomatidae. The record is from RefSeq and is a predicted model, not a curated record. The coding region runs from base 1 to 2628 and encodes 875 amino acids.
AUGAAUUUAUCAACUAUAAAUGUAACUCAUUCAAUAGAAUCUUUAUCUUCAUCAAGUUCACCAGAAUUAUUAAAUACUAAUACAAUGUUAACAACUAAUCAUUAUACUAUAAAUUCAAAUCUACCAUCAAUCAUUCAAACAAAUAGUAAAUUAAAUGGUAAUGAGUUGAAAUUAAACUCUAAUCUAUAUCAUCCACCACCACCACCUCCUCCUCCUCCUCAACCUCCUCAACCUCCUCCUUCUCAUGAUCAUCAUCAUCGUCCACAACAACAACAUCAUUAUCAUUCGAAUUAUCAACAAGAAAAUCAUGAAGUAACAUCAUCAUCAUCAUCGUCGUCGUCGUUAGCGUUAUCAUCUACAUCAACAUCCAAUGGGAUAAUAUCAAUGAAUCAUUUAACCAAUUCAUUAUUAUAUCCAUUUUCAUCAAAUUUAUUAUUACAAGAAUCAUUUAUUCAUUUAAUUUAUUCAACAUGUUUAAAUAUAUUUGAUAAAAGAUUAAAUGAUGAAUUAAAUAAAUUUAAUGAAAAAUAUGAAUUAUUAUUCAAUGAAUAUAAUGAAACAAAAUAUCGUUUAAAUAAAUUAGAAACUAUAAUACAAUAUAAUAAUAAAAUGAAUAUUCCACUAAUACCAUUACCAUCAUCUUCAUCAUCUUCAUUCUUGUUGCCAUCCUCCUUAACCUCCUCAACCUCCUCCUUAACCUCCUCCUCAUCGUCGUCGUCAGAUUAUCUAUUAACUUCAUUGAAUUCAUUGAAAUCACAACAUUUCAAUGAAUCAAUUAUUGAUAAUAAUAAUAAUAAUAAUAGUCAUAUGAUGAAUACAUUAAAAGAGAUUGAUACGAAAUGGUUAAUGAAUUGGAAAAAUAAUAAUGAAGAUUAUUUGAGUAGUAUAAAUAGUUCAAAGAAUAAUUUAUUAGCGCCUAUGUUAACAACAACAACAGCAACAACAACAAGAUUAGAUGAACAACAGCAACAAUCAAUACAAAGAAUAAAAGAUAAAAUAAAAGAUAAUCAUCCUAUAGAAUUUGAUAUCAAUCAUUUAUCGAAUUCAUUUAUUGAUUCAUCAAUGAAUGAGAAUAAUAAUGAUAAUAAUAAUGUAAAUUAUCCAAAACAUUUAUUUCAUGAAUCUAAUAUAAGUCGAUUACAUAAUCAUUUUUAUAAUUUCAACAAUGUAAUACCAUCCUCCUCAUCAUCAUCAGCAGGAGCAACAGCAGCAGCUGCUGCUGCUUCAUCAUCAGCAUUGUCAAUAAAUAAUCAACAUUUAUUAUGGAAUCAAUGGAUGGUCAAUUGUAUAAAUUCUGUUAAUGGAUUAUUAUUAUCAUCAUCAACAUCAUCAUCGUCAUUAUCAUCACAAUCAAUAUUAAAUAAUUGUGAAAAAAUUAAUCCUUUCACUAUGUCAGAUAUGGAUACUAUAGAAGGGAAUCAACACAAAUCCUCUCGAUUAUAUUCACCAAUGUUUUUGUCAAGUUCAGAAUAUACUUCAAAUGAUUUACCGAAUUCAAAUCGUAAAUCAUCCACUUUAUCAUCGUCAACUUCACCAACGACAAUGCCAACAUCUUCAUCAUCAUCAUCAUCAUCAUCUUCUAUACGUUUUCGUGGUAAUAAAUUUGGACGUCUUAAAACAAAAUGUUUAAACCUCAAUAGAUAUCAACAAAACUAUUCAUUAUCUAAUAAUCGUUUACAUUUAUGUAAUAAACCAAAUCAUUUCAAUUCAAUAAUGACAACAUCUGCAUUGAAAGCUAUUCGUAGAUCAACAAUUAACCUUCCUAAUACUCAUUGGCCAAAUUUGUCUUUAGGAUCACAAAUUACAACAACAACACCACCAUCAUCAUCAUCGCCAGCAUUUACAUCAAUAAUAGAUCAAAAAUUAAAGUCAAAUUUCUUAACUAAUCUACAAUUUCCUGAAACCAAUAUAAACAAUACUAAUGGAUUAUUGUCUUCUUCUGCAUCAAACUUACGUGGUAAUCAUCAUCAGCAUAAUAAUAAUAAUCCUAACAAUACGAAUAAUAAUUUAAUUGAUCGUCCAGUAGUUGUAUUAAAUCCUGAUGAACCACGUGAAAUAUUUAUUGGUGGUGUACAAUCUGUUGCAUUACCAUUAUGGGCAUAUUGUAAAUGUUUAACAAUGGUACGUGGUGAACCACAUGAAUUAGGACCACGUUUAUGUUUACGUCUAUUACAAAGUUUAUUUAGUUUACAUUAUUUAGUUACACAUAAUUAUAAUGGUUCCGGUGGUAAAGCACCUAUUGAUCCAAUUGUAAUGAGUGCUGUAUUACGUCAAGCACAAUUACAAUUUGGUUCAGGUUAUUUUUUUACUGAACCAAUGGCUUUAGGUAAAUUAAGAGAUUAUUUAAAUAAUGCUUUUCGUGUAAUGGCAUUUAGACAACGUAAAGGUGAACGUGUAAGAUCACCAUUUUGGAAUGAGAAAGGUGAACCAAUACAUGAUUUAGAAGCACCGGUGGAAUUUUCAAAUAUUACUGAUAUUAUUGUUAUACCACAUUCAAUUAAUACUACUACUACUACUACCACUACUACACCUAAUACUAACACUACUACUGUUAUUACAGCUACACCAACCUUAUCAACAACUACAACAAUGUCAAAUGAAUCUGAUAGGAAUAUGAAUUCAAGAUGAACAAUGAUUAAAGAAAAUACAUGCGAUUUGAUCUUUUUAAAAAAAGUAUCUUUACUUUGAUCCAUUUCAUCCUUUCAUAAAAUGAUUCUUUCAAACUAUGAGUAGUAUGUAUAUUUGUUUACGUCAAUGAAACCAUUCAAUAAUAUACAGUUAUACAAUGUUAAUUAUAUUGUUUCAUAAAUAAUUUAAAAUAACCAACCACGGUGAGGGGGGGGGUAGGAUUAAACAAAUUCACUUGAAAUGUACUCUUUAUUGUUACUAAUGAAAUGAUGUUCAACUAUUGUAAUUAAUUAAUUCAUAAUUCAAUAAUGAUAUUCAUUGAAUAAAAUAAAGAAAGAGAAUGAAGGGAUAUUCAAAAAAUCAUUAUGAUGAAUGAGAGAAAGAGAGAGAUUCUAUCACUUGUAUUUAGGCUACAAAUACAUGGGGUAUUAUGUAUACAUAUAAUAAUAAUAAUAAUAAUAAUAAUAUUGAUUUAAUCACACUACCAUAGUUACUUAGUUUCAUAUUAUUUUGUUUUGAUUUUUAAGUAUAAUAUAAAACGGAAACGAUUAAGUUUAUACAACUAAUUUAGUCUUGCGUUCAUGUUGACUUGUAACACUCACACACACACACACUCUCUCUCUUUCUCUAUUAUGUUGAUUUAUUUUCUCCUAUAUUAGUUUAACCAAAUUAAAGACAAACAUUUCAUAAUUAUAUUAUAUGUAUACUGUAUUGAACUGUAUUGUGUUGUACCUAUACCUGUAUUGG